AUGAGCAAACCUAAGAUAUUAAUUAGUCAAAUAAAAAAUGUAUGUGAUAUUAAGUUACGAAAUUUGAAGGGAAUUGAAUCAUGUAAGAAAAAAAUUUUUGGAUAUGUUGAGAAUAUGCCAGGAGAGAAGAACUGGCUAAAACCUUUGGUUGGAAAAAGUAUGCAGAAUUAUUAUUUUCCAUCGAAAUAUUUACAUUUGGAUUUUAAUUUAAAGGAAUAUUUAAGAAUGCAGACAGUGCGUUUUAAAAAAAAAGAAACUGAUGAGAGUUUACUAAAAUUACAAAAAUGCAUCAAUAUGAUAAUUGAAAAUAAGGAUAUUAUUGAUAAGUUCUUAUGUAAAAUACCCAAGGAGUUAUUUAUAGAAAAUCAGAGUUUAAAAGAUUUUUAUGAGUUAUAUUUAACUAUUUAUCCAAGUCAUAUAUAUAAGCCAAAUUUAUUGUUUGAUAUAAAAGAAUUAAAUCUGGAGAAAGAAAGAUUUAGUUGGUUUUUUUAUAAUAAAAAAAAUGAUGGAGAAGAGAAAAUAAUUAUAAAUGAUAGUAAAAAUAAUCAUAUAUUAAAUCAUAAUGAAGGGAAUAAAAUAAAUAAAAAUAAUAUGGAAUUAGGAAAUGAAGAAAAGAAUCAAGAUAAGGAUAAUACAAAAAAUAAUCAUAUGCAAAACGAAAACUUUUCGAAUUAUGAAAAUAUAAUUUUUAAUAAAACAAAGAAAAAGAUAAAAUUUAAAAAAAUUAUAUGUAUGGAUCAAAUUAACAAAGAAACAAAUAAAAAUAAUACUUCUCUUAUAAAUAAUAUUAUGAGCAAUGAUGACAACAUUUAUUAUCUUGAUAAUGAUUUGAAUGUAGGUUUAGAAAAGACAAUAACAAACGAUAAUAAAACUAAUGAAGAGAUAGAAAAAACAAAAAAUGAGUUUUAUAAUUUAUUAAAUGAAAAUGAAAGCUUAAAAAAAACAUUAUCAAUACGAAAUCGUUUUAUAGAUCCUCUAUAUUUAAGAAGAAGAUAUUCUUACAUAGAUAAAUUAACCAAAAAGAAAAUUAAGAAGGAAAAACAUAAAACAUAUAGAAAGCAUUUCAUACAACAUGCUGAUGAGAAAAAGGUAUGGCCAGAUAAUAAAGGAUUAUUAAAUAAGAUUUAUCCAAAUCCAUAUUCAUAA
Molecule: messenger RNA, 1146 nt
Organism: Plasmodium adleri (nom. inval.)
Lineage: Eukaryota; Apicomplexa; Aconoidasida; Haemosporida; Plasmodiidae
Product: conserved protein, unknown function
Exons: 1
Coding region: 1-1146 (381 amino acids)
Source: RefSeq, a predicted model, not a curated record